UAUGGCACCUUUGCUUUGUAGUCCCUCUUUUACAUGUCUCUGUUCAUCUUGUGCAGAGACCUGAUUAUUAAUAAUAAUAUACUUGCAGUUCAAAAAAAAGAAUUGUUGGAAUUCUGUUAUGCUAUAUAGCUGCUAUUUGACAACACUGACUUGGAUUAGUUUCCACUUAGUUACAUUCUUAACUAUGUUUUGUGCAGGUUCGCAUAUGGAAUAUGAAAUCUGUUAGUACGGACAUGGAAAAUUAUGACCCUUCUGAUAGGCUUCUUGCGACUCUGCGUGAUCACUUUGGGUCUGUCAAUUGUGUUAGGUGGGCUAAACAUGGAAGGUUUGUUGCAUCAGGGUCUGAUGAUCAGGCAAUAUUAAUUCAUGAGAGAAAGCCUGGUUCAGGAACCACGGAAUUUGGCAGCGGAGAGCCUCCGGAUAUUGAAAACUGGAAAGUUGUAAUGACUCUGAGAGGACACUCUGCUGAUGUGGUGGAUCUUAAUUGGUCUCCUGAUGAUUCUUCGUUGGCUAGUGGGAGUUUGGACAACACUAUCCAUGUAUGGAAUAUGAGCAAUGGUAUUUGCACUGCUGUUUUAAGGGGCCACUCUAGCCUGGUUAAGGGUGUUGCUUGGGAUCCUAUUGGCUCUUUUAUAGCAAGUCAAUCUGACGAUAAAACUGUAAUUAUUUGGCGAACUAGUGAUUGGAGUCUUGCACAUAGGACAGAUGGUCACUGGUCAAAAUCACUCGGAUCAACCUUUUUCAGACGGCUUGGGUGGUCUCCUUGUGGUCAUUUCAUUACCACUACUCAUGGUUUUAAGAAGCCGAGGCAUUCUGCUCCUGUUCUUGAGAGAGGCGAAUGGUCUGCAACAUUUGAUUUCUUAGGACACAAUGCUCCAAUCAUUGUGGUGAAGUUCAAUCAUUUUAUGUUUAAAAAGAGUUCCUCUAAUUCUCAGGAAGCGAAGCCUGAACCUGUCGGGUGGAGCAACGGUGCUUCCAAGACAGGAUCCAAAGAACCACAGCCUUACAAUGUUAUCGCCAUCGGAAGUCAGGAUCGGACUAUAACAGUGUGGACUACUGCUAGUCCCCGUCCUCUAUUUGUUGCCAAGCAUUUUUUUACUCAAAGCGUUGUGGAUUUAUCCUGGUAAACAACUUUUUUUUAAUACAUAAGACU
Trifolium pratense (red clover) is the source of this 1153-nucleotide messenger RNA. RefSeq names its product protein HIRA-like. The transcript has 3 exons. Gene Ontology annotation, cellular component: nucleus; HIR complex. Gene Ontology annotation, molecular function: protein binding; nucleosome binding. The coding region runs from base 213 to 1127 and encodes 304 amino acids. NCBI's taxonomy places the organism in Eukaryota, Viridiplantae, Streptophyta, Magnoliopsida, Fabales, Fabaceae. The record is from RefSeq and is a predicted model, not a curated record. Gene Ontology annotation, biological process: DNA-templated transcription; chromatin organization.